Messenger RNA from Gongylonema pulchrum, 333 nucleotides. Lineage: Eukaryota; Metazoa; Nematoda; Chromadorea; Rhabditida; Gongylonematidae. The record is from the annotation of a GenBank genome assembly.
AUGGAUGUGCCCGUAACAGUAUGUGAAAAACUCCGAGUAUUGGAUGGUGGCUUUGGUACAGAAUUAGAAGCAGCGGGUUACAGUACUGAAAAUGAUCCACUGUGGAGUGCUGCGGCACUGUUCGACAGGCCAGAUCUCGUACUUCAGACCCAUAAGAGAUUCAUUGAAGCUGGCUGUGACAUUAUUCUUACCAACACUUAUCAUGCUAGUAUCAGCACCAUGAUGAACACUCGUGGCUUGACGAAGACUGCCGCCGAAUCAGUCCUCAAAGUAAUCGUUUGUUUCCGCACGGUUAUAAUUAGCUCUUGGUUCACUGUGUCAAUCCAUCGUUAG